Messenger RNA from Spinacia oleracea (spinach), 1006 nucleotides. RefSeq lists its product as uncharacterized. Bases 48 to 824 code for a protein of 258 amino acids. Lineage: Eukaryota; Viridiplantae; Streptophyta; Magnoliopsida; Caryophyllales; Amaranthaceae. The transcript is spliced from 5 exons. The record is from RefSeq and is a predicted model, not a curated record.
UUUUUCUCCAACAAACUAACCUUCUUGUUAGUUUAUUUCAAAGAAAAAUGGGAAGUAAUGAAGAUAAGAAGAUGAAGAUUCUUUGUCUCCAUGGUUUCAGAACAAGUGGGAGUUUCUUAAACAAACAAAUCAGCAAAUGGGAUCCUUCUAUUUUUGCCAAUUUUCAUUUGGAAUUUCCAGAUGGUCUGUAUCCCGCUGGUGGCAAAUCAGACAUAGAGGGAUUCUUUCCACCUCCGUACUAUGAAUGGUUCCAGUUCAACAAGGAAUUUACAGAGUAUACUAACUUGGAAGAGUGCAUCUCAUACUUGUGUGAAUACAUCACCACUAAGGGACCUUUUGAUGGUCUCCUGGGCUUUUCUCAGGGAGCAACAUUGUCAGCUCUUCUAAUUGGAUACCAAUCACAGGGGAAGGUGUUGAAGGAUCAUCCACCUUUCAAAUUCUUCAUAUCAGUUUCUGGAUCGAAGUUCCGGAUUCCAAGCAUUUGUGAAGUUGCCUACAAAGAACCUAACAAGGUUAAAUCAGUUCACUUUAUUGGAGAAAAGGAUUGGUUAAAGCUUCCCUCUGAGGAUCUUGCUAAGGCUUUUCGGGAUCCUCUUAUUAUAAGGCACCCUCAAGGCCACACUGUCCCAAGACUAGAUGAGGCAGCAACUGAGCAGUUGCUUGAUUGGGUGAAAAAGCUGUUGGUCCAGACAAGUCAAAAUGGGGAAGCACGGAUGGAACAACAGAAGACAGAAGAGGCCUGUGAAGCUGCAAAAGAAGAUCAUAGUUUAAUGGAGAAGAUGAAGCAAAAAGAAGUGGAAGCUGUAGAACCCUUGAAUAUUUGAGCUCAGACUAUCAGGUUUCAUAAUAACGGUCAUGUAUUAUUGUAAGGUCGAUUGUCAGCUUCUUUUUUGUGUUUCACAAAGUUAUUUCACAGAUGCUGAAAACAAAUGCAUCUGAAAAAUAAAUCUCACAGGAGGAUAAGCAAUUCAUUUAAGAUACAACUAGCAUUUGGACCUCUCUACAA